Messenger RNA from Strigops habroptila (Kakapo), 2334 nucleotides. It is a transcript of the gene TPM2, whose product is annotated as tropomyosin 2. NCBI's taxonomy places the organism in Eukaryota, Metazoa, Chordata, Aves, Psittaciformes, Psittacidae. Gene Ontology annotation, cellular component: actin filament. The record is from RefSeq and is a predicted model, not a curated record. Gene Ontology annotation, molecular function: actin filament binding. Bases 178 to 921 code for a protein of 247 amino acids. The transcript is spliced from 8 exons. Gene Ontology annotation, biological process: actin filament organization; muscle contraction.
CCGGCCCGGCCGGUGGCAGCAGCAGCAGCAGCAGCGGGAGGAGGAGGAGGAGGAGCAGGAAGGGAUGGAGGCAGGGCGGGCGGCGGGAGCGGCCGCUGCCUGAGCGCUUCCUGCCCGAGCCGGGCGGAUCGCACAAAGGGCUCGUCGGCGCGGCCUCCCCGCCGGCAGCCCCCCGCCAUGGCCGGCAUCAGCUCCAUCGACGCCGUCAAGAAGAAGAUCCAGAGCCUGCAGCAGGUGGCCGAUGAGGCGGAGGAGCGCGCCGAGCACCUGCAGCGGGAGGCCGAUGCCGAGCGGCAGGCCCGGGAGCGGGCCGAGGCUGAAGUGGCUUCUCUGAACCGCCGUAUCCAGCUGGUGGAGGAGGAGCUGGACCGAGCCCAGGAGCGCCUGGCCACCGCCCUGCAGAAGCUGGAGGAGGCUGAGAAGGCGGCUGAUGAGAGCGAGAGAGGCAUGAAGGUCAUCGAAAACAGGGCGAUGAAAGAUGAGGAGAAAAUGGAGCUCCAGGAGAUGCAGCUGAAGGAGGCAAAACACAUAGCUGAGGAGGCUGACCGCAAAUACGAGGAGGUUGCCCGCAAGCUGGUCGUCCUUGAGGGAGAGCUGGAGCGCUCAGAGGAGAGGGCAGAGGUGGCAGAGAGUAAAUGUGGUGACCUAGAGGAGGAGCUGAAAAUUGUCACCAACAACUUGAAGUCCCUGGAGGCCCAGGCUGACAAGUAUUCCUCCAAGGAGGACAAGUACGAGGAGGAAAUCAAGUAUCUAGGGGAAAAACUGAAGGAGGCUGAGACCCGUGCCGAGUUUGCAGAGAGGUCUGUGGCGAAGCUGGAGAAAACCAUCGAUGAUCUAGAAGAGCGUUCCCAGCGGGAGGCCGAGAAAAACCGCGUUCUCACUAACGAGCUGCGGGUCAUCCUUACUGAACUUAACAACUGAGCCGCCCAGAGCUCCCCGUCCCAGCACCCCUGCCCCGUUUUGGCCAGGCUGGUUCAGGGUUGGGAGCCCCUACCCACUUCCUAGGGCUAGGCAGGGUGCAGAGCCUUGUCUUAUCCCCCUGGGAGUAACUGCCCAGGGGGGAGUUACUUGAGCGGGGGGACAGGGAACCCUUGUGGAGCUGACUGUUUUUUCUUGGGAGAGGAAUGAGGGUUUUUGUGAUGUCUUGGGAUGCCCACGUGGUGAUGGCUGUCCCUGGCCCUGCUGAGGAGGGGUGCGGUGGUUCGUAUCACUGCCUUCCUCCCCUUGUCCCUGGGGUCAGCAGCCAGCCUCUUCCUCCUCGCUCUGGUCAGGCCAAACUGUGCAGGGAGGGUGCCCUCGUAGCAGGGUCCCUGCAGGGUGCUGGGAGGGCUGGGACAGGACCUGGGCCCCAUAGCGCCUGCUGCCCCAAACUUGGGGCAGGGGACAGGAGAGAGCCUAGCAGCGAGUGCUGGGAGACGGGGCUGGGCGGGCAGAGCUCUUGUCCCAUCCCUGGCUCUAGAGUGAAGGAGGAUGCCAUUCGGAAACAAACCCCAAGCCUCGGCUGCCUUGUUAUCUCUGCUCCUUCUCUCUCUGCUGUCCUCUCUGCCUGCCCAGGCUGCUGUCUCACUCCGUGGACCACUGCUGGCUCACGCAGCAGGCACUGGCUCUUCUCUUUUGCUGGCCAAGGGUUUGUGCACAUGCCCACAGCCUGCCUGGUGGUGAUGCCCUGGGGCAGGAUGUGGCCAAGGAACGGUACCCACCAGGAGUACCUGUGCAGUAGAGGGCCCAGCCAUGGGCAAGAGGGCACCAUGGGAGGAUGGAGAUGCUGAAGAGUGGGGACCACCUUCAGUGACCAGCCUGACUGGCCUGGCCGCUCUGGCAGGUCCUGGAGCAGCUGGGCUCAUCCCUGCCGAUGAUGGGGCUGCUCCGCAGGGACACCCCGCUCGGCUGGAGGCUGUCACUGUACUGACAUGUCCAUCUGUGUGCGUGUGUCUGUGCCUGCUGUGGUGUGCGUGGGUCUGCCUGCCCCUGGGUACGCUUGGGUUUGUGUCUGUGUGCGUGGCUGGGUGUCCCUUGUAUUCACAGAGAGUCUGGCCAGUGCCAAAGAGGAGAACGUCGGCAUCCACCAGGUCCUGGACCAGACCUUGUUGGAGCUAAACAACCUCUGAGCUGCCCUGGGGAUCCCCCCUGUCCCUCCUCCCUACCCCACACGUGCACCCCACUGGCACGCUCAGGAUGUCAUCAGCUGAACUGCGUCUUGGCCAAAUCCUCACAUCCAUUGAGAAGGGAAGCCCUGCAGCCUUACACCGUGGCUCGGGGGCAUCUUGUCUGUGCACAGCCUGACUGGCUCCGUCCUGUCUUCAUGUCCAAAUAAAAGCAGUUUGACAAGAGGAA